AGACGUGAGGGAAAAAUAGAUUAUAAUCACUUGUGCCAACUGCUGUAUAAAAGGGUCUACUAGACACCCAAAAGUAGACAAGUCAGUUGUCUUGCUGGCAUCAUGUACGCUCUGCACAAACUUCUGCUCUUUCAUGUCCUGAUAUGUCUCGGACAAAAUGGAAAUGGGGGUAAAAUCAUUAAUGGAACUAAAGCCCCGGAGGACUCGAUGCAGUAUAUGGUCUCGUUGCAGAACAAUGGAGGUCAUGAUUGUGGAGGAUUCCUCAUCAGAGAAGACUUUGUGCUCACUGCUGCGCACUGCCACAUUGACGCACAUACACAUGUUGUACUUGGCACCCACAAUCUCAAGAGGGGAGGAAAAAUAAGAUACAUUGAAAAAAAAUACAAACACCAUUCUUAUGAAAAUGUAGGACGAGGUAACGACAUCAUGCUCCUCAAACUGUCUGAGAAAGUUCAACUGGACAACAGCGUACAAACAAUUCCAAUUCCCUCAUCUGAAAUCAACAUAAGAGAAAAUGAAUCCUGCCGUGUAGCUGGAUGGGGUGCCACUAAAACUGGUGGUUCUGUUGUUGAUGACCUGAGACUGGUGGAUGUGUCUAUCAUUAGCCAGAACGUCUGUAACGAACAAUGGGAUGGUCUUCCUCGCAAUGUUAUCUGUGCAGGUGGAUAUGGCACAACAAAAGGAUUCUGUCAGGGUGAUUCUGGUGGUCCUUUGGUGUGCAACGGGGUGGCUGUCGGCAUUGUGUCUUUUAAUUACAAAAAGAACUGUACCUACCCACUCAAACCCAACGUCUAUACAGAUGUAUCAAAAUAUCUUUUCUGGAUCGACAAUAUCCUAAAUGAGUAAAAAUCCUGCACAAAGUGUUGCUUCAGUAUACAAUCAUUGUAAUGUGAAGGUAAUGUGCUAUCUCAGAUUGCUCUGUCAGUGUGACCAAAAUUCUAAAUAAAAAUGUAUUUAAAAUA
Molecule: messenger RNA, 962 nt
Organism: Dicentrarchus labrax (European seabass)
Lineage: Eukaryota; Metazoa; Chordata; Actinopteri; Moronidae
Product: duodenase-1-like
Exons: 6
Coding region: 103-846 (247 amino acids)
Biological process (GO): proteolysis
Molecular function (GO): serine-type endopeptidase activity
Source: RefSeq, a predicted model, not a curated record